Molecule: messenger RNA, 2082 nt
Organism: Oncorhynchus nerka (sockeye salmon)
Lineage: Eukaryota; Metazoa; Chordata; Actinopteri; Salmoniformes; Salmonidae
Product: CUGBP Elav-like family member 3
Exons: 14
Coding region: 190-1617 (475 amino acids)
Biological process (GO): regulation of alternative mRNA splicing, via spliceosome; mRNA splice site recognition
Cellular component (GO): nucleus; cytoplasm; ribonucleoprotein complex
Molecular function (GO): mRNA binding
Source: RefSeq, a predicted model, not a curated record
UCUCAAAUUACUCUCGGGAUUAUUUUACAACGUGGAGUGAAGGAUCUCUUGAAAUCGGGGCUCCGAACACUCUCACGUCCUAAAGCUCUGGUCGCUCCUCUCCAGAGGACCACGACUCUGCUCGCACUCACCGCGCUCUUCUCACCUCGAACCCCGCAGAGCGCCUGUCGUUCUCCCCGCUGUCUCCCGAUGAAGGAAGCCGACGCGAUCAAGCUGUUCGUGGGGCAGAUUCCUCGGAAUCUAGAGGAGAAGGACCUCAAACCGAUCUUUGAACAGUUCGGGAAGAUCUACGAGCUGACGGUGAUAAAGGACAAAUACACCGGCAUGCACAAAGGAUGUGCAUUCCUGACAUACUGUGCGAGGGAGUCAGCGCUGAAGGCCCAGAGUGCUUUGCAUGAGCAGAAGACGCUACCGGGGAUGAACCGACCUAUCCAGGUAAAACCAGCUGACAGCGAGGGGAGAGGAGAAGACAGGAAGUUGUUUGUGGGCAUGCUGGGUAAACAGCAGAGUGAUGAAGACGUCAAGAGGCUGUUUGAGACCUUUGGUACUAUAGACGAGUGUACUGUACUACGGGGGCCAGACGGCACCAGUAAAGGUUGUGCGUUUGUGAAGUACCAGGGACAUGCUGAAGCUCAGGCUGCCAUUAGCACCCUGCAUGGGAGCCGCACACUGCCUGGUGCGUCGUCCAGUCUGGUGGUGAAGUUUGCCGACACAGAGAAGGAGAGAGGGCUGAGACGGAUGCAGCAGGUGGCAUCACAGCUGGGCAUCUUCAGCCCCACCAUGACACUUAACUUCCCUGCUUACAACGCUUACACACAGGCCGUCAGCGCACAGGCAAUUGUCCAGCAACAAGCUCUGGUUGCUCAGUCAGCGUACCUGUCUCCUGUAGCAACUGUUGCCAGUUUACAGAUGCAGCAGAUGGCAGCGCUCAACGCAAACGGAAUCAUCGCCACGCCCAUCACAUCUUCCUCUGAGUCUAGUAGCUGUCAAUCACAAUAUCUCCUCCACUGUGAUUGGUCCUCCCGGUUUGCAGGUACGAAUACCCCUCCAACCAUCUCAGCCACGCCCGUGCCAUCACUACCUCCACCUCUAGGAGUCAAUGGUUACAGUCCACCAACCAAUGGACAGCAAGCAUCAGAAGCACUAUACACCAAUGGCAUUCAUGCGUACCAAGCCCAGAGUCCAGCAUUAUCUCUAGAUCCUCUCCAGCAGGCGUAUGCAGGCAUGCAGCACUACACAGCGGCGUACCCUGCUGCCUAUGGAUUGGUCGGCCAGCAUUUUCCACAGCAACCUACCCUGGUUGCCCAGCAACACCAGCAGCCCCAGCAACAGCAGCAGCGAGAAGGGCCGGAGGGUUGUAAUAUCUUUAUCUACCACCUGCCUCAGGAGUUCAGUGACAGUGAGAUGCUCCAGAUGUUUCUGCCCUUUGGAAACGUCAUCUCAGCUAAAGUCUUUGUAGACCGCGCCACCAACCAGAGCAAGUGCUUCGGUUUUGUGAGUUUUGACAACCCAUCCAGUGCCCAGACUGCCAUCCAGGCUAUGAAUGGGUUCCAGAUCGGCAUGAAGAGACUCAAGGUGCAGCUGAAACGACCUAAAGACGCCAACCGCCCCUACUGAAGGAGAGAGGAGAGAGGUGAAGUUUUCAGACUCCGGCCGUGGUGGAAUCCCAGCGUGCAUUGCGCCCUCAGACCUACUACCUUUCUUUUGAGCGACGGGGAACAGCACACAUACACCACACACACACACACAAACACACACACACACACACACACAUACACCACACACACACACACACACACACACACACAUACACCACACACACACACACAUACACCACACACACACACAAACACACACACACACAUACACCACACACACACACAUACACCACACACACACACAAACACCACACACAUACACCACACACACACACACACACACACACACACACACAUACACCACACACACCACACACAUACACCACACACACACACCACACACAUACACCACACACACACACAAACACACACACACACACCACACACACACACACACACACACACACACACACACACACACACA